This is a messenger RNA of Cladocopium goreaui, 4704 nucleotides long. The record is from the annotation of a GenBank genome assembly. NCBI's taxonomy places the organism in Eukaryota, Dinophyceae, Suessiales, Symbiodiniaceae.
AUGGUCAAUGAUGGUCAGUUGCCCAGAUCGGUCGAGGUGAACACCUUGACGAACCUGGGCUUUGCUGAAGAGAAGGUACGGCAGGUCCUAGACCGAAAUGGUGGUGCUCGGGAGCCCAAAUUGCCAAUAGGGGAGGAGUGUGGAACUUCAGCUUCUGUUCAGCAAAAAGAGAUGCGUUGCACGGCCUCCGGAAUCAGCCAGGUUUCACAACUCCGUUUCCGCACGGCCGUGCCGUGCUCAGCUCAGGGCGUGGCUGGCCUCGGCGCCAAUGGCGCCAUGGCAAGUCCCAAAGAAGAGAGCUGGGGCGAUGCCAAAGGGGCGCUGGAAGCAAUGCCAUCCUGCAAGGACGACGACGAGAAGUUAGCCUAUCGCAGGCUAAAGUUGCUGGGCCAGGGCUCCUUUGGCAAAGCUUUCCUCGCGCGAGACCUCGCCAAUAAUGACCUGGUCGUCAUGAAGCAGGUGCAUGUGGAGAAGAUGGACACCAAGGCGGGAGAUGGAGCCCGAGACACGGCCGUGCGCGAGGCGGUCGCAUUGCGCAGGGUUCAGCACCCCAAUGUGGUACGCUUCCGUGAGGUCUUCGUGCGGUCCGGCUGGCUGUGCCUGGUCAUGGACUUUGCCGAUGGUGGCGACCUUUGUGCUGCCAUCAAGGAGCGUGCCAAAGGUGGGGUGCCCUUCGAGGAACCGGCCGUGCUGGAGUGUUUCUCCCAGGUCUGUGAUGCUGUGAGUUUCGUGCACGGCCUGAAGAUGGUGCACCGGGACAUCAAGACUGGCCGCGCCCUGUUGGGCGACUUUGGGCUGGUGAGAUUGUUGGAGUCCACCUGCGAUCUGGCUCACACCCGCGUGGGAACGCCAUACUACCUGAGCCCUGAGAUCAUCCGCAAACAGCCCUACAACUACAAGACGGACGUUUGGAGCUUAGGGGUUCUGCUCUACGAGAUGGCCGCCUUGAAACGGCCCUUCCUGGGUACCCUGGAGACAUUGCCCAAGAUCAUCAUCAAAGGCGAAUACGAGCAAUUAGGGGACCACUACAGUCCAGCACUGCACCAGCUGGUUGCUCGGAUGUUGGUGGUGGAGCCCUCUCAGCGUUUGGACCUGGCUGCCGCCCUGAGGGAAGAAGUACUCGCGGCACCUCUCAGACGUUCACAGGAGGCGCUGGGACUAGCAGAAGUUCCAGAGAUCCAGGAAGAAGCCGAAGAAUCCGAAUGGAUCGGCUACAACACGAUGAUCCGUUUCAAAGAAGCCUCCGAGGCGCAGGCGGCCAAGGGCAUCGAGUUUUCCCCUACUGCUGGCCCCGAAGUGGAGGCAGUUGCCUCACCGGGUGGGCCAGGUUGGAGCACAGCAGGUCAGAGGGAUCCAGACUCGGAGGAGGAACUGGCAGCUUCAGAUGAUAGCUGGGGAUCAGUGGUUGAUCUCUCCAAGGCCUUGGAUGAGUUGACAUCCCGUGGGGCCGGUGCUUCCAGCAGCUCAAGGUGCCCCAAGUUUGGCAACGGCGACAAGCAGCGUCUCAACGUGCCGGCCCUGGUUGUGCCGUUGGUGCAGCGUCAAAUUCGAAGUCAGCACACCCCCGAAUUGCCCCCAGCCCGCAUGCUCAGCUUUAACAUUUUGGGUCCUCAUUGGAUCAAGAAACCUUUGGACCCCCACCUGUGGCGCCUCUGCGGCCCCUGCGCCUCCGGGCGUUUGAGCGGAGCCUGCCGGGCUCUGCAGCAGGGGGCGCCGCUGUCGACGCGCCUGGAGCUGCUGAGGGGUGAGGAACUGCCAGAGCUGGAAAGGCUGCAGGGACCCUUGCAAGUGGAGGCACUGAUCCAGACGCUUUCCACGGCCUGCCCUGAUUUGCUGGCCGGUGAUGGACAAUGGCUCCAUUUGUUUCAACCCAUUUGCUCGGGUAGCCCUGGUGCAGCCGAUGCGUUGCUGCUGACAGCCGCCAGGGAUGGGCAACUUGCUGCAGCUGCUGCGGUGUGGGCUGCGGCUUUCCAAAAGCCUUGCCUGGCACGAGUCCUGCUGAGGCUGUCUGGCGAAGUGCGGCUGUCGCCUUCCUUGAGGCGAUUUGUUCGAGUGCUGUAUGAACAAAGUCCCAAUGAGGACGACUUUUUCGAAGAUUUGCUGGAUGGACGUUUGCCCCGAGUCAUUUUUCAUUUGGCCCAAGGGGUCAACGUGGAGGCGACAGGGCCCGCCAUUCACCGGAAUGAUGUUGGCUGUUGCAAGUGGACGCCACUGGCAGCUGCCGCCGACAUUGCAGCACGGCGCACGCAGGGGCUUGUCAUCAGCAAUGUGUUGCUGGCCGCCAGGGCCGAUGUGAACCGACCUUGCCCUGGGCCAUGUGGAUGGACCCCCCUAAUGCGGGCGGCUCUGUCAGGGGCUCCUGCUGAAAGCACCUUGAAACUACUGGUUCAAGCUGGAGCAGAUGUGCGGAUGCGGCAUGAGAACGGCGACACCGCGCUGGACAUGGGCGACAGCGCAUCCUCCCAGGCCAUCCGCCAGGCGCGUGACCAGCGCGCGCAGGUCUACGUGAAGAACCAGUGGACUAAUUUGGAUGAACCUGCGCAAGAGGUGCUGAACAAGGCUGCCAAAAAGGGUCAGAACAAGGCUGUGUUGAGCAACAACUCCAAUGCGGACCUGGUGCAAAUGGUCCACAUCAACAACCACACGGGAAGGAAGAGGCCGCUGCGCUUCAGCGGGGACCUGGAGGCGACCUUUAAGAGAAUCGACCUGCCAAACUCGGUUGCAGGUGGCAAAGCUGCCAUGCCAUCCAGAUACCAGGUCUUCCUUGAAGGAAGUGGCUGGAAGACGAUGUCUCUGAAGAACAGCCGGCAGACUCAGAGAUCUAGUCCCGUUUGGUGCUACUUGGGAGAGAAGGUAUCUAGCAAAAGGAAGGGGAAAGGGGAAGAUCCAGAUGGCAAAGAGGCAGUGCAGGUCUUUUGGCGUCCGCCCCUGACCUCGUCCUCGCAGUUCAGCUUGAAGGAUCUGCAGGCGCCCUGUGGCUUGGCCUGUGAUGACGCCUCCCCAGCCAUCAUCAAAGUGGCCGGCUGGAUCCCUGGCCGCCUGCUGGAGGCUGCUCGAGCUCCCUCGGACGCUGCUGCUGUGCGCUGUGAGGGUGAUGGCGCUGGGGCGUACCCUGCGAAUGGCAGGGAAGGGCCAAGGGAUGGCUGCAGUGAGCCCCUGGUGUUUCAUGGUCGCGGCGAAGUCAGCUGGAGCGGCCUCCUCUCCGUGGCACCUUCGUCCCGGCUGCGCCUCAACGGUCCCAGCCAGUUCCGCCUGAGCUGCGGCCGGGCGCGGCAGGCGUUGCCCCAUGCGGUGCUGGUGGUGACGGAUGGAGGGGAUGACCACGUGUUCCAAUGGUUCGAAGUUUCUUUCCGUCCAAGAACCAAAUCCGGUUCGAAGGCUGAGUCGCCGUCAGCAACUAUAGAAGUCUGUGGUCCCAGGAAGGAGGGCAUCAAUAGCACCUGGCAGCCGCUGCGUCAGGACCAGGUCUGCGGGCCGGAGCGCUGGCCCUUGGUGGGGCCUCUGGGUGAUGGCUGGGUGACCACCCAGGGGACAAGUUGUGCGGCGCCCAAGGGGUGGAGGAAUGCACCAGAGCGGUUAAGACCAGGUGGUGCUGAUGUAGUGCCUGCCAUGUCUCUGUUGGUGAUCAUGGCAGCCGUGCCUCCAGAGACGGGGGUGGGCAGCAUGACACCCAACUGGACCCUGCUGGCUGCCUUGGACGAAGCGAUCUACCGGCAAAUGGGUCCCAACUACGAGUUGCGCGUGGUGCCCAUUGCAAGCGAGGACCAGCUUUCCAUGCUCCAUCCUAGCCGUGUGACCCCGCUGCUGCAGCCAGCCACGGUCUGUGGGGUGGUCUAUUUCCUCAGCCCUCAGCGCGUCGCGGGAGACUUCCGCACCAAGAAUGAUAUGGUGCAUGAUGCGCCCCUGUUUGGGCUCAUGGAGGCACUGGAAGAAGCUGGGCUGCCCACCGUUUGGCCGCACCCCUCGUAUCUAUACCGCACCUUGGCGGGCAAGGAAUGGCCCUCGCAGCUAUGUUUGUCGCCUCAGUACCACGUGCCCCUCACCGUGCGGGUUUCACGGCAGGCCGUGUUAACCAAAGGCCAGAGGGCGGCGGAGGAAGCGUGUCAAGCCCUGUGCAGAUUGAGGGAAGCCAUGGGCAGACCACUGAAAUCAGCUGGUGUACGUGCGGCGGUUAAGGUGGGCUACUCGUGGCGCUCCUCCGGUGUGCAGCUCUGCCGUGAUGAUGUCAUGGACCUAUCGCGUGCCUUGGCGAAGGCCGCAGCCGCAGGCCAACACGCUUCGUUCAUGGUGCAGGAGUUGAUUGAAGGAGUUCUGUGUGAGGCCAUGGUCUAUGUGAUUCAUGGUGAGGUGGCGGGAUUUCCGCAGUACUACCGCUUCCCAGAGCACCAAGCGCCCCCGCAGUACAUGCCCCGCAAGUCUGCGGUGCAACUUUUGGGCGGCGAAAUGGCGCAGCAGAAGUGUGAGGAGAGGAUGCACAGCAUAGUGCAGCAGUGGAUCUUGUGGGCCCAGUGCAUGUCGGCCAGCCCCAUCCCCUUUCUGCGCAUUGAUUUUCUCUUGGCCCAGGGGAAGGAGGGGAAGGAGGUGCAGGUUUGGACUGGGGAGGUCAGUGAGUUGGGCGUGGCAGUGGAGCUUCAGGGGAUGAAUUCCCAUGAGAGCAGGGACUUGGUGAUGCAUGCGGUGGUCACCUCGCUGUUAAAGGGAUGA